ACCAUUCUCUCUCUCUCUCCAUAACCGACUGAUCAUCUCUCUCUCUCCUAAUUACUUCAUUUCCUCACUUUAUUUUUCUUUUUCGCAUAUGAAUCAUCCAAAUAUGUGAGAAAUAAAAAUAAAAAGGAAUCAGAAACAAAAAAGGUGGUUGAGAGAGAGAGCUUAAGCUUGGUGUAGCCAUUAAUGGGGUAAUUACUCAAGAAAUCUUCAAAAGGAUUCAUCAUCAUCACCACCAUCAUCAACAACAACAAGAGAAGAAGCUACAAAGCCAAAAAGAGAAAAAAGAGCUCAACUUUUUUAAUGGCUUCUUCCAAUAUUAAAAACAGCUCCAUCAUCAUCCAGCAAGAAGAAGAAGAAGAAAAACAACAACAACUUCAUCAUCAUCAUCAUCAUCAUCAUCAACAACCUCAAUUUCUUCAAAAUCCAAGCUUUGUCAUACCAUCAAACUCAAAAAAUUCCUCAUUAUUCAAUUUCCAAAACCCCAAUUUCUCUGAUCAUCAUCAGCAUCAUCCUCAUCAAUUGCCUUUCUCCAUGAAUCUUCCUUCCAUCUCUUCAAAUUUCUUAAGCAAAGAUGGAGGAGGAGAUGAUUUGGGAGAAUUGGAUCAAGCUCUUUUUCUCUAUCUUGAUGGACAAGAACCCUCUUCAACCACUACUCAAGACCAAAGACAGAGUUCGGGUAUGAGACCUCCGACGUUGAAUAUCUUCCCGUCGCAGCCGAUGCAUGUCGAUUCAUUACCAAUAAAAGGAAAUACAACAUUGAUAAACCAUGGUGGUGAUUCAAAGAUCAAAGCAUCUGAGCCGUCCAAAGAGUUGGCCAACCAACGCAGCAAUGGAGGAGCCAUUGCAUCUGCUCCAGCUCCAACCCAAACUACAACUACAACCGAACCUCAUCCCAAACCUCCUAAACGUGAGCCAAACAAGAAAGGGCUCACCUCAAGUUCCGAGCAAGAAGGACCCAAAACUCCAGACCCUAAGACCUUAAGAAGAUUAGCUCAAAAUCGAGAGGCUGCUAGAAAAAGCAGGCUGAGAAAAAAGGCAUACGUUCAGCAAUUAGAGAUGAGUAGGAUUAAGCUGACGCAGCUGGAACAAGAGCUACAAAGAGCAAGAAAUCAGGGCAUGUUUUUGGGUGGAGGAGCCGCCAUUUUAGGAGGACCUGACCAAGGACUUCCCUCCGGCUUCCAUAACCUCAGCUCCGAUGCUGCGGUGUUUGACAUUGAGUACGGGAGGUGGCAAGAGGAACACCACCGGUUGAUGUGCGAGCUACGAGCAGCGGUGCAAGAGCACCUACCGGAGAACGAGCUGCGAUUGUACGUGGACAGCUGCCUAGCCCAUUACGACGAGGUCUUGAACUUGAAGAUGAUGGUGGCUAAAUCGGACAUAUUUCACCUUGUGUCCGGCAUGUGGAAGACUCCGGCGGAGAGAUGCUUCAUGUGGAUGGGCGAUUUUAGACCCUCUGAGCUCAUUAAGAUAAUAAUGGGUCAAAUAGAGCCAUUAACAGAGCAUCAAAUAUUAAACAUUUGUGCACUGCAACAAUCAACACAAGAAAGUGAAGAAGCAUUGUCUCAAGGACUUGAAGCCCUAAAUCAAUCGUUAUCAGACACUAUCACCUCUGAUUCAUUGAGCAGCCCUCCAAAUAUGGCUAACUAUAUGGGCCAAAUGACUUUAGCCAUCAAUAAGCUCUCUACUCUUGAAGGCUUUGUAAGACAGGCAGACAACUUGAGACACCAAACGGUUCACCGACUGCAACAAAUGUUGACAACUCGACAAGCAGCAAGAUGUUUGUUAGCCAUUGCUGAAUAUUUCCAUAGGCUUCGAGCUUUGAGUUCCUUGUGGUUGGCUCGUCCAAGGCAAGAUUAAUAAUCCCAACUCUUCUCUAAACCAUAUUAUAUAAUUAAUAUAUAUCUUACCAAAUUUACGACCCUCAUUAUAAUUUAACUCCCCACAAUAUAAUCUCUUUAACUUCUCUUCUCCUUUCUCUAAAAAUAUAACUAUAUACAAACAACAAUAAUAUAUAGAACAAAUUAAAUAUUUCUUCGUCUUCAUCAACAACCCUCAUCUCCUUAAUUUGAUCUCUAGAAUUAUUGUCAUUUUCAUGAAGCGUUCUCUCUCUUUAGCAUAUACCUCUUCUCUUAACGUCGAGGUUUAAAUUCUGAUACUUCUCCACAGGUUGCAGUGAACAAAAAAAGACAGUUAGAAGUAUAAAAUAAAUAGAUAGACACAAGAAAAUUAGUUUUGUUUAUCUUUUUGAAUUCAUCUAGCAUCUAGUGGAGGAUUUGAAUCUAUCCCAUUUUAUAGUUGAAAGGUAUAUGUAUUUAACUGUUUGAGUUAUGCUGUUGACAUAAAAUAAUAUUUUGAAUUAAGAAUCUGAUCUCUCAAACACUCUUAGAAUGAA
This is a messenger RNA of Cucumis sativus (cucumber), 2392 nucleotides long. Its product is annotated as bZIP transcription factor TGA10. The record is from RefSeq and is a predicted model, not a curated record. Gene Ontology annotation, molecular function: DNA-binding transcription factor activity; sequence-specific DNA binding. Gene Ontology annotation, biological process: DNA-templated transcription; regulation of DNA-templated transcription. Lineage: Eukaryota; Viridiplantae; Streptophyta; Magnoliopsida; Cucurbitales; Cucurbitaceae. Bases 301 to 1857 code for a protein of 518 amino acids. The transcript is spliced from 11 exons.